GAGAAAUCAUCAAAAUAUAUUUCCAGUCUGCAGCUCUCUCUACUACCAGUCUCCAAUUAAUACUCGAGUUCACACAGAGUUUGCAGUGCACACCAUCCUAGCCAAUUCCACUUUGACUUGGCUAUGAGGACUAUCUGAUUGUUCUGCUAGCGCUAUGAUGUGGAUUGUAGAAUGUAGAUUGUGGAAGUCUAAUGUAAGAAGAGUCUGUAUAGUUUGGACCAAUCAUAGUCGAUGUAGACAUACCAAUCAGAUUGCAGGAAAAUCUGGCCCUGUCUGCCCUGACUCGUGCAACACACAUCACUUUCCAGACAUUUCAUCGAGCUAGAGGGUCGACAAAGCAGCUUGUCGACAUUCAGUAGAAUAUCAAGUAUAAGUGGGACAGCCACAGAGCCACAGUCGACAGUAAGAAAACUGAUUUUUCACCUGUUAAGUCAAACCAGAGAAUAUUCUGUGUUACGAAAAUGGAUGUUGCCUCUCCUCUCCAAUCUCAAGACAAGUUCCGAGAAAAGAGUUUCUUCAACCAGGUUCAAAGUUCUGAGACAAAUUGUGUUAAAGAUAUCAGUUCCUUGCCUUCAAGCAACAAAGAAAAUGAAAACCCUGAAGAAGCCCUUAAAGAUGUGAGUAUCCAUUCUGAAUCAACUGAAGAACUGAAGAAAGUAAGAAGCAUUGAAGAAGAGUUAGAAAAAAGCAUUGAAAAGGAUAAAGAGAUGGUUCUAACAGACUUAGAGUCAGAGAUGGAUCAAAUGGAUACAGAAGAAUUAGAGAAAAAGAUUGGUGGCGAAAAGGUUAAUUUCCAGGAAAAAUCUGACUCAACUUUUCCUCAUGAGAAAAGCUAUGCUGAAGGAUUUACUGACAAACCUCAGUCUAAGGAUGGUCCUGUACCUCAACCUAGUCCAGAGAUACAUAAUGAGAUUUGCCUUGAGGCAGUUGAUGAUAAUGAAUCAGAUGUAGAGAUGGAAGAGGAAGAUGAGGACAAUGUAAUGCCCCCAAGUAAAGCUGUUACCAAGGAAUUAAUGCUUAACCAAGAAGAAACAACACAGAAAGAAGCAGCGGAUGCGAUACUUGAAACUACCACCAUAGAUUGCAAUGAAAGUGAUUGCAGAAUAUUGUUAAAUACAAGAAGAUCUAAAAAGAGAACAACUGAAACUGUAGAUGUUGAUGCUGUUUCAAAAAAGAGGAAAGUUGACAGGAAACUAGCAAGUGGGGAUUCUCAAGUCCCAAAUGAUUUAAAGAAGAUAGUUAAAAAACUAUCUCGAGAGAAAUUGGAAGAGUUUUCUCUGGAACAGGUUACUAGAUUGUUUAAUCAUGAAGCCAAGAUUGCUGAGUUAAAAAGUAGAGAUGACAAAUGUAAGGGUGACAUAGCAUUUUGGAAGCAGCAAACUGAAACACUUAAAAAGCAGAUUAAAGAUCUUUCAAGUGUUGUCCGAAGGUAUUUGAUUGAAUCAAGAACCAAUACAAGUAGUAAAAAAACUGUAAAGCGUAUAACAAGAAGUGUAGGACUACAAGUGAUGCCUGGACAAGAACAAGCUAGGCCACAACUUAAGAGACCCGCUCUACCUGAGGACUCAAGACCAAUGAUUGUAAAGCAUGCUGCUGGAGCUUCUCAUCCCAAACUUAAAAUUGCAGUACAAACAAUUAAUCCGGGAGUAAAAAUCCAUGAACCAAAUAUCAACAAACCCCAGUCAGCUAACGUUAAAGCCAAAGUCAACCUGUCUCCCAAAAUUACUCCAGCACCCCAACCUGAGAUAGUUGAUCUGUCUGAUGAUGAAAGCCCUGCUCCUUCUGCCCAUGUAGCUGUAGCUUCUAAGAUUGACCGACCUUUACCUGGACAUCCGCAAACAGUUGUUAUUGUCAGAAAUACAGUUCCAGAACCCAGGCACCCAGUACCUCUGCUUCCAAACUCCCCAAAUCCUCACUUGCAGAAUCUACCUCCAAGACCAAUACUUAAAAUUACUAAAGGAGCUCAGGGUGUGCGGUUAAGUUGGAACAUGAACCUCAACAUAAAAGAUCAAGGACUCAUCUCAAGUUACCAGAUAUAUGCGUACCAGGUGUUCCUCCUCCCGACCCCAGAAUACAUCCCUGCAUCAUGCUUUAAAUAUUCGUUGAAAAUGGCCGAGUACCUAGCUUGCUGCAGAUUUUCUGAUGUGGGCCCUGAAACCUCCCUGGUUGGAUCUGUGGGCCCUGACACCUCCACUAAGAAGUGUGAUAUAUUGUUUAAUUGUCAUUGUGAAGGCAUAUUCCCAGAUUCUGAAAAUAAUCUUGAAUGCUGGAGAUGUGGUUUCUUGUAUCACGGGAGCUGUUAUGAACUAGAUCAGGAAGAAGUUUAUUCAGAUUUCUUCAAUAAAGGUGUACAUUAA
Eurytemora carolleeae is the source of this 2357-nucleotide messenger RNA. RefSeq lists its product as uncharacterized. The transcript is spliced from 10 exons. Bases 462 to 2357 code for a protein of 631 amino acids. Lineage: Eukaryota; Metazoa; Arthropoda; Copepoda; Calanoida; Temoridae. The record is from RefSeq and is a predicted model, not a curated record.